ACACACAGACACACAAUGGCUCUGAACGACAACUGUCAGAGCUGGACCUUUGAGCUAUAGGUCGAAGAACAAAGUGAGCGAAAGACCAAAUCCUGUCUAAGACAUCAAGAGGAGUGAGCUUCUAAGGAAGGAAAAGAGAUUUAAAGAAGAAAGAAGUAAAACAGGAGACUGUGCUUCAAAUGUAAUUUGAAUGAGAAGAGAACAAGACAGUCGUGUGAAGAGGAUGGCCCUCAAAUCUCCCCUCAGCAGGAGGGCCUUUGCCGAGCCUUGAUUCCUCCUUGUCAGGUGACCCCCUUCCCUCAAGGAGUGCAAGGGGUUAACAGGAGAGACAGUAAAGAUGACAUCCUUAAACAGUCUGGGCUUGAUAUUGGUGGAAUUUGAAUAUGAAUAUGAGGGUCGGGAUGGUCACAUGGUGUCCAUUAAACCAAAUGAGCGCUACAUUCUCCUGGCCAAAACCAAUGAUCAUUGGUGGCAAGUGUGCAAAGAUGAACGUGCCAAGCCAUUUUAUAUUCCCGCUAAAUAUGUAAAAGAGCUUCCAUCCAACAUCCCUUUACCUCUAGACUUCAGAGAGCCACCAUGCCCUGAUCUGAGGCCUGCUGUGCCUGACCUGGGAGAGGUCCACAAAUUGGAUGAGGUGGCAAUUAGACUACAUUCCAAAGGGAAUUAUCAUAAAAUGGAAAAUCGCAUGUCGACUUUUGGUGUCCCCUUGGAUUUACAAGAACCCCCUUAUUACAAGUGUGGCAGACCGUCGGACUCUCUCAUAUCCCUAAAAACAGUUUCUGCCUCAGACUCACUGCAGCAGAAGAAGAGGACAAGUCAAGCAACUAAUCUGUUUUUUGGCUCUUGUAUCGCUCCAUCUGAAACAGUGCCUGAAAUAUUCAUAGUGCCCAGCUUCAGCCCGGCUGACCCUCUCCAUAGACCUAUCCCGGUCAAACCUGUGGAGCUCCCUGUCAUCAAGAACCAGACAGAAACCAAGUCUCACAGGAAGUCACUAGAGCCAGAAUCCCCAAUUGAACCUGAAAGUGAAAGCUCCAGUUCAGAACCAUUGCCGUCACCAGACUCUGAGAAUAUUUAUGAAUCCAUAUCGGAUCUGAAUCUCGACGAAUUGAUACUGACUGACAAAUUACCUACUGGAUUACCAGACACUGAGACCAACAUAACAGGCUCACUUCCAAACAUAAAGGUUGAGAAUGAAAAUCCCAACACGGCUGUGUACGCUAACGUUACUGACCUGAAGAAGACCGGCCGUCACUCUCCGAUCUCCUCUUCCUCCACCUGCUCUUCACCUGACAUUGCCCUCAGUCCCGCCACUGACUCCGCCUCCUUGCCAAACUCAGCUGGAUGGCAGGUUCAUACUGACCACGACAGCGGCAAGGAGUUCUACUACCAUCAUACCACGGGGCAGAGCAGUUGGUCUGAUCCCCGUAGCCCCCACCCAGGAGCUGGUAUGGAGUCUGCGACCUCCCCUUUACCUGCAUUGUCCACCCCAUCCUCAGCCCACUCACAGGGCUCUGACUGGAAGCAGCUUAUGGAUGAAGCCUCUGGGAGACAUUACUACUAUAACCACACUUUGAAGCAAACCUCUUGGACUGUGCCAGAUCCACUGUCCCCUCCACCCUCCGCAAAUGGGGUGCACAAUCAUUGCAAGCAAGCAGAUGUGCCGCCACCUCUGCCAGUGGAGGACUACCCUACAAAUGAGCAUGAGGAAUCCCAUAAUCUUCCUCACCUCCCUAAGGAUCUUCAGUUAUCCCAAAUCAAACGCACCAUCAUCCCUAGGGCUGCUAUGGACACACAUAAAGAUGUCCCUGUGGGCUGGAGCCAAUCUGUAGAGGAUGGAAAGUGUGACAUCACAAGUGAAAACACACAUGGACAGGCUUCAGUCUUGCCCGUUCAGCCAACAAUGGGAAACGGAACGGACCAAGAUGCUCAACCUGUUGUGAACAACUGGAGACACACUUUGGGCCAGUUAAAUGUUUCCCAGGAAGACCUGAAAUUUUCCCCUUCUCACAGGAGGAUCGCCAGUGAUGCCUCCAGUUCAGGGAAUUCACCAGAAACACAUCAUUACUCAUCAUUAGAGAAAGCUGGCAUCCUCAACAAGACCAAAGUUGCAGAGAAUGGAAAGAGGCUGAGGAAGAACUGGGCACAGUCGUGGACUGUUCUCCAUGAUGGCAUAUUGACUUUCCACAAGGACCCUAAAUCUACACCUGCUGGGAUGUCGACCAAGUCCAAUCAGAUCGUCCCAGAGUUCACAGUGGAACUGAAGGGAGCGACUCUAUCAUGGGCAUCCAAAGAAAAGUCCAGCAAGAAGAACGUUCUAGAGCUGAAGACACGUCACGGUUCAGAGUAUCUUAUACAGUAUGACACAGACAGCAUCAUCCACGAAUGGCAGAAAAUCAUCCUGGGCACCAUCAAACUGCUGCAGGACCACGGCCAUAACUCAGAGGAUGAGGUAGAAGACAUUCCAGAAAAAUCUCCAUUGCCUGCAGACAAAGAGAGGAAGACUGACUCAACAAGGUUGAGUACGUCAAGCAACAUAGAUACAGAACAGGGACGUGUUCGCAACAAAUUACGGAAGUUCCUCCAGAGGAGGCCCACCCUACAGUCAGUCAAAGAGAAAGGCUACAUCAAAGAGAAUGUUUUUGGCUGCCACCUAGACACUCUGUGCCAUCGGGAGAAUGUGAACGUGCCCAAGUUUGUGGAAAAAUGCAUCAGAUCUGUGGAGACAAGGGGUCUUAAAAUAGAUGGAAUUUACAGAGUCAGUGGGAACCUGGCUGUUAUUCAAAAGCUUCGAUAUAAAGCUGAUCAUGAAGAGGAUUUGGAUCUGGAGGACGGGAAGUGGGAGGAGAUCCAUGUGAUCACAGGAGCUCUGAAGCUCUUCCUGCGUGAACUUCCGGAGCCUCUGUUCCCCUUCAGCUUCUUUGAUGGGUUCAUUGCUGCCAUUAAAAUGAGUGACUACAACCAGAAAGUGUCAUAUAUGCGGGAUCUUGUAAGAAACCUGCCUUUGCCCAACCAUGACACUAUGGAGGUUCUCUUCAAACAUCUCCUAAAGGUUGUUGAGCAUGGUGAGUCGAACCGCAUGUCUGUCCAAAGUAUGGCCAUCGUUUUUGGCCCAACAUUGCUGAGACCCCAGGAAGAGUCUAACAUCACCAUCCACACGAUCUUUCAGAACCAAAUCGUGGAGCUCAUUCUCAACGAAUUCAAUGAGGUCUUCAAAACCAAAUGAAAUCAUCCAACUUAAAGGGAUAGUUCACACAAAAAUGAAAAUUCUCUCAUUGUUUACUCACCCUCAUGCCAUCCCAGAUGUGUUUGACAUUCUUUCUUCUUCUGAACACAAAA
This is a messenger RNA of Xyrauchen texanus (razorback sucker), 3336 nucleotides long. RefSeq names its product Rho GTPase activating protein 27, like (gene arhgap27l). NCBI's taxonomy places the organism in Eukaryota, Metazoa, Chordata, Actinopteri, Cypriniformes, Catostomidae. Gene Ontology annotation, cellular component: cytoplasm. Bases 338 to 3223 code for a protein of 961 amino acids. Gene Ontology annotation, biological process: regulation of GTPase activity; signal transduction. Gene Ontology annotation, molecular function: protein binding. The record is from RefSeq and is a predicted model, not a curated record. The transcript is spliced from 17 exons.